UGCACUUGUGCUAGAGCCAACAAGAGAUAUGCUUGUCGAAGCUUGGAGCGGCUAAUCAUUCUUUCCAGUUUUGUUGACGAAGCAGGGAACACGAGAGCAUGUAUCUUGCUGGCAGAGAGGGGAGAUUGAAACCUAGCAGGCUUAGUUGCAAAAGGUUGCUUUCUUGGUUGGCAUGCAAGAGUUUUUGGCAGUGGUGAUGGACAAAGACUUUGGAGGGAGAAGAAGAGAAGAGGUUAUCGACGGUGCUUUGUAUCAGAUGUUAAGGACAAGAGGAAUGACAAGCAAUUCACAUGGCCGGCUUGUGUUGAUUUUCAUCUUGCCUUCAAAGGACAAAGGCCACAUCCUUAUCUUCAUUUUCAUUUCUCAUUCCAGUAUUGUCUGAAUCGAAUCUUCUACCUUUCUUUAAAUUUGUGUUGGGCUUUUUGAUUCUUCAACUGGGUCUCCUCUUCUUUCUGGUUUGAUGGGUUUCUUUCGUUUCCUCCCCUCAACUUUGGUCCUCGGUUCUUCGGGUGUUUGCUUUACAGAGUUUAUUGUACUUUAGAAACCUAUCUAUUGGUGUGCUGAGAAAAUCCACUGAUUGCAAUUGUUUUUCUUCUAGAAAGCAGAAGCAUUUUCUCAACCAUACUACAAAUGUAACUACCAUUCGUCAUAGUCAAUUCUCGCCUGUUGGAGGAAAGAAUGAAGAAAAGAUAUCGGUUGAUAGUGCUACGAGUUUAAAAUCAGAGAAUUCCUGAAAUUUGAAAUACGAAAGAGGUGGAAAAGAUCGUGAAGGCUCUAAAAAGACCGUUCGUAUGAACACAGAGGAGAUGAGCAACAGUACCCAACGGACGAGAUGACUGUUGGAUUUUAAACUAGUCUGAGACGCUUUCUGGAUCAUGCAUCGACCGAUUAUCAGCGACGCUUUUUCGAUCACCGAAGACGACAGUCAGAGGCAUAGUCGAAGACGUGCCGGAGGCGGCAGCGGACGACUCUGAUGAUAUUAUUUUUUGAUGAACAAUGAAACGCCACGUAAGAGAAUAGCGGCCGAAGGGAGAGGAGAAAGUUUCGAAAGAGGGAGAGAGUUUCGAGAGAGAGAAAAUUGGGACUGAAGGAGAGGAGUUUGGAAGGGGGAAAUCUCUAAGAGUUUUUCCUUCGAGCUGCCGAAUUGAGAAUUGGAGAGAAAGAGUUUCAGGAGAGACCGAGAGAGGGGCGAAAGAAAAAUAGGAAGGCGAGAGAGAGUUUCAAGAGAAAGAGACUGAGAGAAGAGAGGAAGAAACUAAUAAAAUCUAAUGAAAACUGAGAAAGAGAGGAAGAAAGUCUGACAGAGAGAGAAGAGCGGCGAUUCAAAGCAAAAUCCACGAUCCCCAUCUCCCUUCCGGGGCCAUCAUCCUUCGUCCGGCGGAUCUUCGACUGGCUCUGCCGUCGACCUACCACAGCUCUGCCGUUGAAGUUUCAACCUACCACUUCUCUGCUGUCGACCUGCUCCCACUGCCACUACCGAACUGCCGAACUACGAGUUCCAUAUAAUUCAUCGAGCUCUCCGAACCCAAGCUUCGCUAGUCCUGCGAAUACCGGCAUCGUUGUUCCUUGUGAAGGUCACAAGAGCAAUGGGUUCGAAUGAGGUGGGCUUUGGAAUGAAGGAAUCUUCCAAGGUUGGGAUUGGUAAUGGAACUUAUGGUGCUGUUGUACUUGGAGGAACUUUUGAUCGAUUGCAUGAUGGACAUCGACAUCUUUUGAAGGCAUCAGCAGAGUUAGCCAAGGAUCGGGUUGUGGUGGGAGUGUGUGACGGACCAAUGCUGGUCAAGAAAGAGCUGGCACACAUGAUCGAACCCUUUGAGAUGCGGAUGAAGGCUGUAAAGAACUACAUAGAGUCCAUCAAACCAGGACUAACAGUGCAAGUUGAACCUAUCAUUGAUCCAUAUGGGCCAUCAAUUGUUGAUGAUAACUUGGAUGCCAUUAUUGUCAGUAAAGAAACUCUGGGUGGUGGAAUCUCUGUCAACAAGCGGAGAGCUGAGAGAGGUCUGCCACAAUUGAAGAUUGAGGUGGUGGAUCUUUUGCCUGAGGAAAGGAGUGGUGAGAAGCUCAGUUCAAGUGCAUUGAGGAGACUUGAGGCUGAGAAAACCAAGCAGAACAAGGAGCACUCAGAGGAAAAAAGCAGCUAAUGUUGUGUGAACGAAUCCCGGGGUGAACAGAACAAUAUAGCAGGGAAAAUAUGGCAGAAUCAACGAGUUAACAUUGGCAGCAGCAGGGUCAAUGUUAAACAAUUGACACGUAUAGUAGCAACAUCAGAAAAAAUAACAUUCUGACUGCAUGCAGUUGGGUUUUGGGAUGGCUCAGUUGAAGGAGUACAAAUAUAAAUAUGUUGAGUACAAAAUCUUAUAUUUUGUAUGUAUUUGUACUGUAUAUUUUUGUAUUUAUACUCCUUCCAAACUGAGCCGAAAGAACAAAAAUGAGGUGCAAUCUGCACUUCAAGAAUAUAGUUGCAGUUGCACCAAACAGAGAACGAGGAAGAAUAUGAUCCAUGAUAAUUUGACAUUUUUUGUUGUUUUUUCUUUCCUGUAAAAGUUGUUUGGGUGAUGUUAUUCUUUUUAGAUGCUUGGAAAAUUUGUGUUUCAUUACCAUGCUAUAUGGAGUUAAGUGAUUAUUGACUUGCGCA
This is a messenger RNA of Nelumbo nucifera (sacred lotus), 2635 nucleotides long. The record is from RefSeq and is a predicted model, not a curated record. NCBI's taxonomy places the organism in Eukaryota, Viridiplantae, Streptophyta, Magnoliopsida, Proteales, Nelumbonaceae.